AUGUAUAACGGCAUUGGAUUGCAAACAGCUCGUGGAUCGGGCACAAAUGGAUACGUGCAAGCUAAUUUAGCCAACUUAUUGCUCUCGAAGAAACGAGUGGCGUAUAACUCUGAAGCAGAUAUUAAACGAGCUGAGGCUGAAAUUAACAAACAGCCGAACAAGGAACUGUUGGAACAUAACCGUAAACGACAUAUCGAAUUGAAAUGCGCUGAUUUCGAAAUGCUUAUGGAAAAUAAAGGAUUCGAUGAAGCUGAAAUCCAGAAAAAAGUGAAUGAGUAUCGAAAACUUCUUCAAAGUCAGGUAGAAUCCGGAGAACUAGACAUAGAUGCAGAAAUGGACAGUCGUGAUACGCAUGUCCGUGCAAAGGCUGCUAUGGAGAAUCGUGACCGGAUGCGUUCUGCACUUGGAAUUAAAGACGAUUUUAUUGAUGGGACGUCUUUCGAAAAGUUAAAUAAAAGCGUUGACUUGAAAGUGGACGAAAUUGAACAAGACGGUAGUAAAGAAAAGAAAAAAAAGGAUGACGAAGUGAAAAAAAGUGAGAAAAAACGAAAAACGGCAGAGUCCUCGUCAUCUUCCUCGUCUUCAUUAUCUGAGGAAUCAUCCGAUAACUCUUUGGAAUAUAGUUCAGAUAGCGACGACAGUUCAACUAAUUCAGUUCAUGAAUCUAGCGGUAGUAAUUCAAGUGAAGUAUCAGAAGCUAAAGUACAAAUGAUAUUUAAAGACAUAUCUCAUAAAGAAAGGAAUUUGACGGAAAAGAUCAAGGAAUCCAGAGAAGUUGAACCUUCAAGUGAUCGACGCGAUGCUUAUAAUGCUAGUGGCUUUGUUGAUCGUGAAAAGCGCCGCAGACGUGAUUCACCUGAUCAUUACGACCGUUCUUAUCGUCAUCAAAGUCACAGUGAUGACCAUUUUGACUAUCGAAGGUCUAGUCGAUCAUACGGGUACGAUGAUGGAGGACGGCGUGACAGACAUCCUAGGCGUAAUGAUCAUAGAAGUGAUUGGCAUCGUCGAAACGAUUCAGGAAGUGAUCGACGUCGGAAACAUGACCGUGACGAGAAAAGAAAUCACCGUGAAAAAGGAAGGUGUUCGCGUCGUACUUAUCAAUAUUCUCCAGAUUCAGAUACUGACCGCAAACAAAAACAUCAUAUUUUAGGUCAUAGUGACGGAGAAGGCCAGGAACAAUUUAAAAAGCAUAGUUCGAGUGUGGAGGAGGAUAAACGUCGUAGGUCAAAGUUGAGGGAAAUCAUUCCAGAUACAAAAGAUAUAAAAGCAGAACCUGCACUGAGUCCCGAUAGCAUGUCUUCGAAAAAAAAUCCUUCAUUAAUUGCACCACCGUUCUGUGAGGAAUCGAAUGGCAAUGCUAGAAAUAAAACUCCAGUUUUAGAUUCCAGUAUUACUGAAAUAGCUUUGCCAGAGAAACAAUUUACGGAUGUUGUUAAAAUGGAAAUUGAUGUCCAGGAGUCAAAAAUGAAGAUUCUUGGCUCUAAUGAAGGUAAAGAAAAAGUGGAACAAAGUUCAGGCCACAAACGAUUGCAUCGACAUUCAUCAGAGAUUAGCGACAGUUCGCAGAAAAGAUACCGGCAUGAUACUCCAGAAUCUGAAGAUAAAAGCCGAAGCAGUUCUAGUUCCAAUGAUGAAUUCCUGCAUCAUUCAGGUAGUACACAUAGUUCUACAACAUCAUCAAAUGGUGAUGCAACUGAAAAUAUCUUGAACGGGAAUUCAGAUGAGAUACACUCACCUUCUCAUUCUCCUGAACCAGUACCGGAUACAAGAGAUCAGAAUAAAAAGCUUGAAAGUCGUGAAAAGAAAAUUCAUUUACUAAGGGAUGGUAAUGAGAGAUCUGAUUCUGACAAGCACAGAUUACGCAGAGAUUCUGUUGACGACAACCACAGACAGCAUUGGUCAAGAAGUUCACAUUUUUCGAGAUUGGAAUCUGACCAUGGUAAACACAGACAUCGUUACUCAGGUGAUUUUCACAAACACAGGAGGCAUCACGUCGAGUCAAGUGGAUCGAAAUUGCGCCGUUCAGAAAGUCACGAGUCCAGACAUCGUAGUCAUCAUCGUUCUACUUCUAGGCCUCAUAGAUCAUCUAGACGGAAAUCACAUUCCAACGAUUCAUUAUAUAAAAGACAUCAUGAAGAGAGAUCCAGAACUCAUCAUUCCAAACGUCAAGUAAGCAGAAGCCGUAGUAGACCAAGACGCUAUCGUAAACAUUCCACUGAAAGCCGAAGAAGCGCCUCUUGCCGUGUUCGCAAAUCUGCAAGUAGUUCUCAAAAGCGACCAUAUUCUCCAAGAACAAACAACAUAAAAUCUGGAAGCACAGAAAGCAGUAGUGAAGACGAAGUGCGUAUUAGACGUCGACGACAUGAUACUUCUAGCUCGAAGGAUGAAAGAGAUAAAGAUAGUCUUGAUGAAAAACAAUCUUAUCAUUCCAGUGAAAGCUGCAGUAGUUCUUCAAGCAGUAGCCAAUCACCGGUAGAAAGAAGUGGCAAACACUCGAAUAAUUCUGGAAAGAAGCAACGUUAUCAACGUGCGUUACGUGAACCAAUUGAUGAAAGCGAUUGA
This is a messenger RNA of Brugia pahangi, 2562 nucleotides long. Lineage: Eukaryota; Metazoa; Nematoda; Chromadorea; Rhabditida; Onchocercidae. The record is from the annotation of a GenBank genome assembly.